Molecule: messenger RNA, 1878 nt
Organism: Erythranthe guttata (spotted monkey flower)
Lineage: Eukaryota; Viridiplantae; Streptophyta; Magnoliopsida; Lamiales; Phrymaceae
Gene: ASP1
Product: aspartate aminotransferase 1
Biological process (GO): amino acid metabolic process; biosynthetic process
Cellular component (GO): mitochondrion
Molecular function (GO): L-aspartate:2-oxoglutarate transaminase activity; pyridoxal phosphate binding
Source: RefSeq, a predicted model, not a curated record
AAAAAGAAGUAUUAAAGUAAGAUUUCCGCAUUCCGCCGAGUUGCUCCUUCACAUUUUGUUCCCCAGACCAACACACACACACACACACACACACACACAAAAACACCUUUGCUUUUAUUUUUCUCUAUCAAUUAAUGGCGCACCUUAUUCGGGUCGGUUGUUCGGGUCGACUAUCUAAGUACUCCUCCGUGGUCGGAGCAACGAGAUCCAUGUCCACGGCGUGGUGGCGACACGUGGAGCCUGCUCCCAAGGAUCCGAUCCUCGGCGUCAGCGAAGCUUUCCUCGCCGAUCCUAGUCCCCACAAAGUCAAUGUCGGCGUUGGUGCGUAUCGUGAUGAUAAUGGAAAACCGGUGGUGCUGAAUUGCGUCAGAGAAGCCGAGAGAAGAAUCGGCGGCAAUUUGAACAUGGAAUAUCUUCCCAUGGGAGGAAGUGUGAAAAUGGUCGAGGAGACCUUAAAGCUGGCUUAUGGUGAUAAUUCUGAUUUGAUUAAAGAUAAGAGAAUUGCAGCAGUGCAAGCUCUAUCGGGAACCGGUGCAUGCAGGCUCUUUGCAGACUUCCAAAAGCGUUUUUCCCCCGAUUCUCAUGUCUACAUUCCAGUUCCCACCUGGUCCAACCAUCACAACAUCUGGAGAGAUGCCAAUGUCCCCCAGAGAACAUUCCACUACUAUCAUCCAGAAACGAAGGGUUUGGACUUUGCUUCGAUGAUGGAUGACAUAAAGAAUGCACCAAAUGGAUCUUUCUUUCUGCUUCAUGCUUGUGCUCAUAAUCCAACUGGAGUGGAUCCUACGGAAGAACAGUGGAAGGAGAUCUCAUACCAGUUCAAGGUAAAAGGGCAUUUUGCAUUCUUUGACAUGGCAUAUCAAGGUUUUGCUAGUGGUGAUCCAGAAAGGGAUGCCAAAUCGAUUCGCAUUUUUCUUGAGGACGGACAUCAGAUAGGAUGUUCUCAGUCGUAUGCAAAGAAUAUGGGACUUUAUGGCCAGAGAGUUGGUUGCCUCAGUGUGGUUUGCGAGGAUGAGAAACAGGCUGUGGCAGUGAAAAGUCAGUUACAGCAGCUUGCAAGACCAAUGUACAGUAAUCCACCUGUUCAUGGUGCCCUCAUAGUAUCCACCAUUCUUGGUGAUCCUGAGUUGAAAAACUUGUGGCUCAAGGAAGUAAAAGGAAUGGCUGAUCGCAUCAUUGGAAUGAGAACCGCUCUACGAGAAAAUCUUGAAAACUUGGGUUCGCCUCUUUCAUGGGAGCACGUAACAAAGCAGAUUGGCAUGUUUUGCUAUAGUGGAAUGACACCUGAACAAGUAGAUCGACUGACUAAUGAAUUUCACAUUUACAUGACUCGCAACGGACGCAUUAGUAUGGCUGGAGUGACUACAGGCAAUGUCGGUUACUUGGCAAAAGCUAUACAUGAAGUCACCAAAUCAUCUUAGAAACUCGUUGCUUGUGUAGGGAGGCCCAAAAAAGAAUACAGAAUACACCAUUCUUGGAGGCUUUAUAUAUUCCUAGAGACGUACUUCGGUUGAAUUUUGAAUCCCAAUAAAAAAAAAUAACAUAUUCAUGAAGAACAAUAUAUAAUAAGUCCUUGGUUGUUGACCGAGUAUCGAAGAGGUAUUAGACCUUCAAUAAGGUGACGACGAAUCGUGACUCUCUUGAUUUAGUGCACAAUUAUUAAGAUUGGCUUCUGCUUUUGCAGUUGAAGAGUUUGUUGGACUACUAGAUGCUUAAGAAAUUGGGAGUGGUGAAGUUGCAUUGAUAUUGUCACAGAACACUCCAUUUAUUACAAUUGUAACAGAAAGUUGCAUUUGAAAAUAUGGUCAAGAAAUAUUACCAUCAUGUCCUUGAUAUUGUUUGAUUGGCCACUUUUCCUUGUGAUGGCUAAUGAGUCUA